Messenger RNA from Fusarium pseudograminearum CS3096, 852 nucleotides. RefSeq lists its product as uncharacterized. The transcript is spliced from 5 exons. The record is from RefSeq and is a predicted model, not a curated record. The coding region runs from base 1 to 852 and encodes 283 amino acids. NCBI's taxonomy places the organism in Eukaryota, Fungi, Ascomycota, Sordariomycetes, Hypocreales, Nectriaceae. Gene Ontology annotation, molecular function: oxidoreductase activity, acting on the CH-OH group of donors, NAD or NADP as acceptor.
AUGGCUCCCACACGAGGAUUCGACUUCACUGGAGAUGUGGCAAUUGUCACUGGCGCUGGCUCUCGAAUGGAUGGCGAAAUUGGUAAUGGACGAGCCGCCGCUAUUCUUCUUGCCCGCCAUGGUGCCAAGGUUGCCCUUGUCGACUUCAACGUGGACUGGGCAAAAGAGACUAAGCGCAUGAUUGAUGAGGAGGGUGGAAUUUCAGAAGUCAUCCAGGCAGAUGUAACGAAAGAAGAGUCAUGCAAAAAUGCCGUCGACAAGACGGUAGAGCUGUGGGGAGCGCUUCAUAUCCUUGUCAAUAUUGUUGGCGUUGGCGGUGCAAUUGGUGACGCGACAAACAUUAACCUGGACGCUUGGGAGAGAGACUUCCGUAUUAACGUCACUAGCAUGGUCAUGAUGAGUCGCCACGCUAUUCCCGAGAUGAGGAAGCAAGGUCGCGGUUCCAUCAUCAACAUGUCCUCUGUUAGCGGAUUGCUUGGUGGAAACCCCAGCUUGCUAUACCCCACAACCAAGGGAGCAAUUAUCCAAAUGACCCGUGCCAUGGCUGCUCACCACGGCCAAGAGAACAUCCGUGUGAACUGCGUUGCGCCUGGCAUGGUUUUCACUCCCAUGACAAGAGGACGAGGCAUGACAGACGAGAUGCGACAAGCGAGAAUUAACCAGAACCUUAUGAAGAAGGAGGGCACUGGUUGGGAUGUCGGAUAUGCUAUCCUGUUUCUUGCCAGCAAGGAAGCAGGCUGGAUAACUGGCCUCAUCAUGCCAGUUGAUGGAGGAACCACCGCUGGAAAGGCAGACAGACCUGCGCUAAAGGCCGACAACUUGGCAGCAGAGAAUACUGGUAUUACAAAUUGA